Molecule: messenger RNA, 1126 nt
Organism: Halichondria panicea
Lineage: Eukaryota; Metazoa; Porifera; Demospongiae; Suberitida; Halichondriidae
Exons: 2
Coding region: 135-1004 (289 amino acids)
Source: RefSeq, a predicted model, not a curated record
UAGAUUCUGAAUGGGACUAAUCAAGAUCGUGUGAUCUCACCACCAUCAAUGAGAAGUUGGCUAGCUUGCAGCUACAACCUAGUAGAUCUACAUGCAAUACCACUGAAGAAAUCAUUGAUCAAGUGAGAGCAGUUAUGGAGACCUACAAAAGAGCCCAGUCCCAAGAGCUGCGUGAGAUCAUCUCAGAGAUGAGCAGUGGUCGUCUGCCCCUCGGUACCUUCCUCAACCCGGCCCCGUCCUGUAAGCUCGUGCCCGAAGGCAGCUCCUCUGGAAACUACUGGAUCCAGAAUGUUGGUACUGGCUAUGCUAGUCUGGAGUACUGUGACAUGAGCAGGAGGUGCUGCAACAGUACUGGAGGGUGGAUGAGAGUGGCCAACCUCGACAUGACCGACCCUACUCACCACUGCCCCACUGGAUUCAGGAAAAUCACUACUCCCAAGAGGACCUGCGGACGACCCGGUGGCGGUUGUUCCUCCACGACUUACGCUGUCGAUGGGAUAUCAUAUUCACGUGUGUGUGGAAAGGUUAAGGCUUAUCAAUCCUACUCUCCAGAAGCUUUCAGUCCAUAUUACAACAAUCGAGCACGAACCAUUGAUGAUGUGUACGUUGAUGGAGUCAGUCUAACCCACAGUCAAAAUCCACGCAAACACAUCUGGACAUUUGCUAAUGCAGUAUAUGAGAUUUAUAGCAACCAAAACGUUUGCCCCUGUACGAAAACUGACACUCGUUACACUGGAGUUGUACCACCUUUUAUUGGCAAUGACUACUUCUGUGACACUGGUAGCCGAUACGCUGUUACAAACCAGUUCUACAGCGAGGACCCACUAUGGGAUGGAGCUGGAUGUGGUGGUACCAGCACCUGUUGUCAGUUCAAUAAUCCUCCGUGGUUUUGUAAGCAACUGUCUCAACCAACUACUGAUAAUAUUGAGUUGAGGAUUUGCUCUGAUCAAGGAUGGGGCAAUGAAGACAUUGCUAUUGAGCAGAUUGAAAUAUUUGUUCAAUAAAGACAAUAGUUGAAUGAGUGAAUGCCCUAAUUCUAUAUAUUAUAGUUGUUGUUCACUUUUGUGACAAGUUUGUUAGAGUGUGCAAUUAUUGCUAGGAUAAUCAACAGGUUAACAUUUAUGCA